AUGUCGCAGAGUGGCUCUUCUAGGCAAGGGAGGAGGAUAGUCAUCCAGACGCCGUCUCAGAACACUUCUAGGGUGUCUCUCGCCAACGCCAGGACCGCCCCAGGAACAGCUCCAGGCACAGCACCCCAGACAUCUUCAACGCACGCCUCCAUUCUGAAGAGCAUCCGAGACCUCCACGAUAUACACGAUAUCCAUGAUAUCCAGAGCGUCCGGGACCUGAACCUAUCCCACCCGCGAACCCAGCAGGAUGCAGCUCCUCCACGGCCGGCAGAAGGGGCAGACGCCCUCUGGGACCAGAUGCAGAGUGCUCUCGCCGAAGUAGAGCUUGCAGCUACCGGAGGCAGCCGUAUGUUUGGCUCAUAUCACCCGGAAGUCGUGGAGAGUCUACGAGCCAAGCAGCUCGCGCUAGCUCAGGCAUGGAGCAGAACAGAGGGCGAGGAAGUGCCCAACAACAGCGGCAAUAACAACAAUAACUUGUCGAGUGGAAACACAGCUGUGAUGGAGAUAGAACAGAACAAACCGCGGGAAGUGCUGGACGAGAAGACCGAGAAGGAUAUUACGCACGCUCGAAAGCGGAGAGAAGCCAAUGACAGGUACUUUGAGCGAGUGAGCAAUGGUGUACUGGACGUCGUUGCGAAGCUGGAGGAUGUGGCAGAGACGAUGCGUGAGGUUGCGAGCAAAAGUAAGGAGAUUUGGGCUGACAGCGGGAGUAGACAGUUCCCCGUUGGUUCAACAACUGAGCAGAAAGCACCUGCUUAUGCAGAUGACUGA
Trichophyton benhamiae CBS 112371 is the source of this 771-nucleotide messenger RNA. RefSeq lists its product as uncharacterized. Lineage: Eukaryota; Fungi; Ascomycota; Eurotiomycetes; Onygenales; Arthrodermataceae. The record is from RefSeq and is a predicted model, not a curated record. Bases 1 to 771 code for a protein of 256 amino acids. The transcript has a single exon.